Messenger RNA from Papaver somniferum (opium poppy), 1239 nucleotides. RefSeq lists its product as uncharacterized. Gene Ontology annotation, molecular function: nucleic acid binding; RNA-DNA hybrid ribonuclease activity. The coding region runs from base 1 to 1239 and encodes 412 amino acids. The record is from RefSeq and is a predicted model, not a curated record. The transcript has a single exon. NCBI's taxonomy places the organism in Eukaryota, Viridiplantae, Streptophyta, Magnoliopsida, Ranunculales, Papaveraceae.
AUGAAUCUAUAUUGGAGAAUUCAAAAUGGGUCAAGUGAAAUGGAAAAAUACUUCCAAGCUAAAUACCAAUACAAAAAGGGUGAGUGGAUUAAGCAUUAUAAAAAGUCUUCCAUAUGGCCAGGGCUGAAAUGGGUUGCAAAUGAAGUUCAUGAACAUACCAGAUGGCUAGUAGGUAAUGGAUCAAAAAUUUUGGUUGGAAAAGACAUACAGAUUAAAGAAAAAGCACUUAAUGAAUUGUAUCCAGAUAAUCCUUUCUUACUGCAAUACCCUGACAUGAAGGUGGCUGAUAUAUUAUUAGAAGGUGAAUGGGUAAUACCUAAUGAAUUGCUGGAACUGUUUGAGGUCAAUGAGUUACCAGUUGUAAAUAAUGAUGAAGAUAAGAGGGUUUGGUGUGGCUCAAUAUCAGGGGAAUUUUCAGUGGCUUCAGCUGUGGAAUGUAUUAGAAAAAAAUAUCCAAAACAGAAAUGGACUAAUCAGGUAUGGAAAUCCUCAAUCCACCCUAAUAUUUCAAGCAAUAUAUGGAAACUAGUAAGAGGUGCAUGUCCCACUGGUGAGAAAAUGAGAAAAAGAAAAUUCUGUUUAGCUUCAAGAUGUGUCUUUUGCAAAAAUGCUAAAGAAACAUUGGAACACAUAUUAUGGAAUUAUGAUUUCAGUGAAAUUAUAUGGAAAUGUCUUGGAGAUAUGUUUUGCUUUGUUAAUCCAAGAUCUUUUGAAGGAGUUUUUAAAAUUGCUAAAGGAAAGAGUCCAGCAAUACAAGAGGUGUGGAAAACUACAGCUUUCAUCACCUUACAAGAACUGUGGUUCUUAAGGAAAAAGUGUGUCUAUGAAAAUGAGAAGAUAAAUGAUAAUAAACUCAAGACAAGAAUCAUGCAUUUUACUGCAGAUUGUGAUGUGGGAAUGAAGGCUACAAUGUGGAACUCAACAUAUGAUCUGCAGGUACUAAAAAAUUUUGGAUUAAAAUGUAGAAAGGUAAAAGCAACAAGAAUACAAGAACUUUACUUCUACUUUCCAGAAAGAAACUACUUGUUACUCUGCAUUGAUGGAGCCUCCAAAGGAAAUCCUGGGACUGCUGGAUUUGGUUAUAUUGGAAGAAAUAACAGUGGAGACUGUGUGAUUGCUGUGGCUGGUGGACUAGGAUUGGCUACAAACUAUUAUGCAGAAGUCGUGGUUGUCUUAUGUGCAAGGGAAUGGGGAAUACAAAAUGGGUUUUUCCAUCUAAUAUUUAGAUCAGAUACAUAG